AUUGUUGUACAAAUUUUUUUUCGCAAACGUCAAACAAAACAAAUUAUUUUUUUCUGUAAUUGCGGCUAAAUUGUUUAACGCAAUUAUUUUGUAAAAAAAUCCAAACAGUAUUUAUUAAAAAUUGUGUUUAAAGUAAUCAUAAACAGUGCCCCUCAUAAUGGCCGAUCCAAAAUUCGAAAAUUUGCCAGGAAUAGCUUAUGACCAACCCGAUGUCUAUGAAACACCUGACAAUCCAGAACAGGAAACUUCUGACUAUUAUGAGGAAGAGCCAGAAAAUGAGGCCAUUGAACGUUUACAUAUUUCCACGAAAGAUUCGUAUAAACGUUUUCAUGGUGCCACCCUCGAGGGUAAUGUAGACUUUUCCGAUCGUAUUGGUAGACGUCUGUGCCGUGGCUAUGAGGCUUCCUCGGGCGAAUUUGAAUUAGUGGGUAUGGGUGAACGUGAAACACCCGUACAAAAGUGCCGACGUUUGCAGUGUGAAAUGAAUGAGUUGUUGGAAGAGGUUUCUUCUUUGCAAAAUGAUCGCAAAUUGGUGCAGGAAGAAAAAGAAUCUUACGAUGCUGUGGCUACUGUUAUUGCCACAGCCAAAAAGGUUCUAGACUCUCUUAGGUUAGAACAAGUAUUGGGCAAGGAGCAGGCUCCCAGUAAAACCGACAAAGAAGUCAAGGCUCUUAUCAAUCAAGUGGAGGAAUAUAAGAAAUCAGGUGUUUUAACAGCUAUACCUACUCCUGGUACAGAUUUGGCUGCUUCGGCCCGCAUAGCUAAGCUGGAACAUCGUCUGCAUCAAUUGGAACAGGCGGUGGGAGCUCAACCAGAAAAAUUAAGUCGCUUAACUACUCUAACACAAAGCACCAAUGUUAUGGACGCUGUACGCCAGUUGAGUACUAAAGCGGCUCUCUUGCAAUCGGAAAAAAUCGAUGCCAUUGAGGAGCGUUUGGGUUCCUUGGCUACUAAAAUGGAUGCUAUAGCCGAGAAAUCAAGUGGUUCAGCGGACGAGGCUAAACGUGAUCAAAAAGUUGUCGAUUUGUAUGAUAUUGCCAAGAGAACCGAACCUGUAGCCGAAAUUUUACCCGACAUCAUUGAAAGAAUGCAGGCAUUGGAGUCUCUACAUAAAUAUGCCAUGAACUUUGCUAAGAUAAUUGCUGAAAUCGAAGAAAAACAAAGCACCAUUACUACUUCGUUGGUCAAUAACAAAGAACUCCUGCAUUCGGUACAGGAAACAUUUGCACAAAAUCUCGAAACUAUUAAUAAAGAGGUGGCUAAAGUAGAGGAACGUGUCAAUACAGUGGCUGGUAGUAAAAAAUAAGAAACAAGACAUUUUUGAGUCAUACUCACUUUACUUUAUUAAUUACCACUAAAAAAAAGAUAACAUUUAAAGUUAAUUUAAUAAAUUAAUUAUAACAACAUUAAAA
Molecule: messenger RNA, 1412 nt
Organism: Lucilia cuprina (Australian sheep blowfly)
Lineage: Eukaryota; Metazoa; Arthropoda; Insecta; Diptera; Calliphoridae
Gene: DCTN2-p50
Product: dynactin subunit 2
Exons: 3
Coding region: 158-1306 (382 amino acids)
Biological process (GO): mitotic spindle organization
Cellular component (GO): centrosome; dynactin complex; cytoplasm
Source: RefSeq, a predicted model, not a curated record